UGCGCGGUCUGUGCGGCCGCCGGGCCCCGCAGCGCCUCGCCGCCGGGCUCCCAUUAUGGUCAGGCAUGGCGUGGCCGGCGGGCGGGCCGAGCUGGUACGCGCUGGUCGCCCUGUUCGCGGCGGCGCUGGCCACCCUGGCCGCGUACCUGGCGCAGUACGCGCGGCUGGCCCUGCGGCGGCUCCGCGCGCCGCCCCCCGCGCAGCGGGACGAGCUGCUGGCCGAGGGCAGCUCGGCGCUGGCCUGGGCGCUGGCGCGCGGCGGCUGGCGGCGGCGCUGGCGGCGCGCCUGGCUCGAGGCGCUCGGCGCAGAGGCGGCCGCGCGCGCGGAUUCACAGUUGCUUACGUUUGAGGAAGAUGAUCCACAAGAACCACUUGAGCUAGCAGUUAAACAAGUUGUUAGUGUUGUAAAGUCAGCUCAAGAAAAGGUGGUUUCUUGCAAUGUUGUGGGAGAUUCCGUUACAUUUGUUGUCACUGUCUCGCAUACUUCACCCACAGCUGCCGAAAGUCAGUCCUACAGUGUGAAACUGUCUCCACUUCACUUGCAGCUUCAACUCUAUGUGAAAGACAAAGGAGAAGAUGUCAAAGUUGAGUGGAUCCUCGUUAACGCAAAUGAAACCAACUUUGAAAUCCAGCCAAUAGUGCGGGAGGGACAGACAGCAGGGACAUGUGCAAUACCUGACACACUCAGAGAUGUUUUGAAGAACCUCUUUAGUUCAGUUUCUCCAUCUGUAGUGUUGAGCGCAAGGCCUACAGAUAUAAAGGAGGUUCAGAAUGUACAGAACACAAGCCUUCUCCCUCAGGGCACCAGCCCACCUAAACCUCCAAGGGCUCAUGAACUCAAACUGCUGGUAAAGAACAUCGCGUUAAACCUAGCUGAUCACAGUGCUGCAGGCAGCACAAACCUUGCGUGUAUAGUUCAGUUGAAUGACCCUAUGCAGAAGUUUUCCAGCUCUGUAGCCAAAAAUGUUGCAAAUCCCUUUUGGAAGGAAGAGUUUAUCUUUGAACUAAGUGCCAAAUCAAAAGCAUUGCAACUACAAAUAGUGGAAGAUGGAAAGUUGGAUAGGCCUUUGUCCGCGAAAGUGACCGUACCUCUAGAUUUGUUCCGGAAACAACCUUCUGGCCAGCAAAACUUUGUACUGAACAGCAGGGCCAGUGAGAGCAGCUCAGAGCCGGGGCCUAGACUGGGAUCUAUUAGUGCAGAGUUCUCCUUUAUAGAACCCAGUGAAUUAAAGACAUGGCAAACAUCUUCUCCAGUGCCAGCCACUAAGAUAGAAAAGGAUCGCACUGUGAUGCCUUGUGGGACUGUGGUCACUACUGUAACUGCUGUGAAAACCAGACCUCGUCUAGAAGGGAGAUCAUCUCCACUGAGCACAGAUUCUCCUGUGAAAACUCCAGUUAAAGUAAAGGUGAUUGAAAAGGAUUUCUCUGUUCAAGCUAUCCAUUCUCAUGGUGCUCCAGUCAGCAAAACUUUAUCGUCUUCAGAUACAGAACUGCUGGUACUGAAUGGCACCGAUCCUGUUGCAGAAGCAGCCAUUCGGCAGUUAAGUGAGUCUGCAAAGCAGAAGCUGAAGUCUCCUAGAAAGAAAAGCACCAUUAUCAUAUCAGGAGUGUCCAAGACCUCUUUAUCUCAGGACAGUGAAGCUGCACUGAUGAUGGACUAUGCUGCAGCCAUGGAUAGCUCCUGCAAAGAAGCAGAUCCACGCACUGUGGAGGAAGCUGUUGCAAAAAUCACCUCUGAUGAAAAGCUGUCAUUAGGUGCUUCAGAAAUAGUUCCUGAUACUGACCCACAACAAAAUGCCCAUAAGGCUUGGGGUUUGGAGAAUGGCAGCCAACAAUGGGACACUAACACGCUCUUAGAUCAGACCUGUGAAGAAAUAUCUGGAAGUUCACUAAGUGUUUCAGAAACUGGGAGCAUGAAAAAAUCUAAAGGUGGGAUUUUGAAAAAAAGCGCAAAGCUCUUCUUCCGACGGCGACAUCAUCAGAAGGAUCCAGGAAUGAGUCAAUCGCACAAUGAUCUUGUCUACUUGCAGCAGCCACUGUCAGAGGAAACACGCAAGAAGGGAGGCACGCUUUCACGUAUUCUGAGCAGAAAGCUCCUUUCCAAAAACAAAAGCAAGAACAAACUGAAUGGUGCUUCAGCAGAACCAUACGUAUGAGGCUGAACACUCUCUGGUGGGAUAUGUGCACAGCAGCUGACCAUUUGUUUACAGAGCAGUACUAGAGAAUACAGAUAUGGCUGAUGACUUGCCUAAAGUGAUGUUCACUAAUACAGUGGUCCAGGAAUAAACAGAAGGCUCGUCAUCUUUGUUUAUUUUUCCAGAACACUUUUUCUCUCUGAGUAUAAAGUUGCUCCUCCAAAUACAAGCUGCACUAAUUGUAUCAUGACCUUUUGGAGGAACUUGUGGAGGACCAUGUGGUUUAUUGUAGAAGAUGAGGGAGGAUGGGGAAUGGUGCAGAUAGGGAGAACCUGCAUAUGAGCACCUGGUUUAUGUUAACAGAGAGCUAAGAACUGAAACAUCAUGCAUGCUGUACAUGACUGAACCACUAGAAAGAGAGAAGAUACAUAGCACUGUGCUUCCUUGCUCCAGCCUCGGAAUAGUAGCAACGCAAGUCUCAACUUGUUUCUCUAGUCAGGCUGAAAGGGAAAAGAGAGACCCAGAUCCAGUUUGUAUUGUAAUUUGGAAACGGGUAAGUUUUCAGAAGCAGAACUAAAAUGCUGAUUAAGAUAGCCUACUGUAAUAACUGUAGCCUGCUGUAAUAACUGUUCGGUCCAUGUAGGUGGAGAGAUGCCUUUGAUAUUAGCCAUAAAUCAAUAAAUUAUGCAAAUACUUGUACUAGCAUAUUGUUUAAUGUUCUGUGGAUGUUGUGCUAAAAAAAAACACAGAACUUUUUUUAAAUCUACUUGAGUCUAUUUGCAAACAAGACAUUUACAAAUUCUUAUAUGUAGCUUUUCUUCCCUAAGUGAGAAGCUGAGUUGCUAGUGCAAAAACCUAUCAUAGGGGCUCUCAUUCCUUCUCCAAAGUACUUGUUAGACAAGUAUAGUAACCACCAUAUCACGUGCAAAGCUAGGAGCAAUAAGUGAUAAAUAGAGCCCGUUUACCCCUGUAAUACUUUUCAUUAGACAGCUUGUUUUAUUUGCCAAACACUUACUGAGAUCUUAGGAAACACAGUUAUGAAGAGAGCUUUUUAAAAAAUAGUAACAGCAAUUCCCUUAGUCGUCUUUCAGUUUCUAGAUCUACCAGUGUUGUCAUGCAGUGGGUUGGAUGAGUGAGGUUGUUUUACUUUUUUUCCUCUUUAGAUACUGCAGCUGGCCCCUUUAAAAGGAAAGCCUGAUGAAAGUAAAGGGAUAGUUCUUGGUUUGGGUAUUAAGAAGAGUAAAAUAGUCAGUGUUUCACAGGUACCAUCUUUCACGCAUACCUGUACUUUUCCAUCAUCUACUUUCCAACUGAGGACAAAGGACCAAGUCUGUUCUCAUUAGCCAAGAAAAACAUCCAUUCCAUCUGAAUAACUGACAUGAAUGGAUGACAGAUUUGUGCCUGCUUUGCCAACAGUAAUUCCUUCCCCCCUUCCUCCCCUUAAAAGACAUCCAACACUUCGGCAGAUAUUUGGGCUUUCAACUUAAACCAUUCUUCAAAGCUAGAAGGUCACUGAAGAACAGAAACACAUUUCAAAGCUUCUAAUGGACUCUAGAUUCCUUGGUAAAUACUCUCACAAAUAAUAUAAAACUAGAGGAGUUUUGGGUUCUUUUUCACCAAGAAAAUAUUAGAAGAAAUGAACUGACAAAAUCUUUUAACUGAGCCUACUGUUUAAAAAUACUAUGUAUGUGUAGCCUCCUAAAAUCACUGUGGUAGUACAGCAGUCCAGACUAUCAAAUAGUUGUACGCUUAAGCAUGCUGCUUAUUAUGAAAACACUUGAAGGCAUUUUAAUCUGUAUUUUGAAAAUUGCUUACAAAUGAGUCUUCUAGAGGUGUAGUGUCCUUGGAGAUUCCAGUUUGGUAAUACAGGUUUGUCCAGCUUGAAUGUGCUUGAACCCUUUUGUUUAUUGUUCAUUUAAUACAAAAUAGAAUUUAGGUUUCCUAAUUUGUUUGACAGUGGCUAAUAACAUGAACAUAUUAAAAAAAAAUGUUACGUUCUCUCCACAUACUUUUUCCCUUGACUUUACUAGGAGCUCUUUGCUUGACAGGGCGGUGUGGGGGGAGUCAAAUCCCUGUCAUGUUUUUGAAAUUCUUAGCCUUGUUUGCUCAAGGAGAAAAACACAAUUUGUCACUGAGUUCAAGAAAUCAAAGUGAGACUGAGCUUCAUGGGUAGCACCCCCUUACACUAAAAGCAAAGAGCUGUGGAAUUGGGAAUGUAAAGUGAGUACAUAAAUAACACUAAUUGAAGUCUGCUUAAGUUACUGAACUGAGAUUUUAUAAUAAUUUACAAAAGCUUUAUCAUAUACUGUAGAAUGGGGUGGAAAGAACACUGACUAACUUGCAGAUUAUAGGCAGGGUUGGUUUGUAGCUUACUCCAAAGAACAGAUACACAAUGAAGUGGGGUUUUGGUUCCUCUUUGUUAAGGUCUUGGUAAUUGCCUAAAUGUAUGUCUUGAUGGUGGGAACCAAGAAAAUUCUGUACUGCAAACUGCAUGAAGAUUUGGGUUCACAUAUAAUAGAGUGAAUUUUUAAGAUGAGGAAAUCAAGGCAUUUGGGGUAAAAAGGGAAUCUUGGGGUUUUUUAAUUGCCUUCACCACUCAGGAGAAUAAACAUCAUUUGGUUUGAUGUCUGACCUCCAUAUCUGAUUGGUCUGUUCCCCUUCCUACUCCUUUACCAAUAAUUUAUGUCUUGUAAAAGCAAGCAAAAGUACUAAACACAAAGGGAGAAUUGAGUUGCUCACUUGUGACAACCCCAAAGGCCCAUAAUGUUGUAUCUCGAAAUGAUUAGGUAGUCAUUUAAGAUCAGGAGAUCCAAGUACGUACAUUUUUUGUGUACUAGUAUUUAGGUCAAUGUGAAUUGGAUCCGGGCAACCAGCAGGAGCUAUGCUACAGGUUUGGGGUGGGAGCACUGGGUUUGAAAACUGCCAUUACUAAACACUGCAAUGUAUCCUGUGAGGUGCUGGGUAUUUCCUAUACGCUUGUGUGAAGGAUGCUGAAGGGAAUAAUUUUGCUCUUUUAUGUUUCACAGUCUUCAUGAUUUUAAUAACUAUACAUUUGAACAGCAAAACAAAUCUCUGCAUGAUACGACACUGAAAACUUAUUUUCUAUGUUUUCUGUCUUCCAGUUUAAUUACUUCAGAACAAUAGCUUGGAAACCACCUGUGAAAUCCGUUUUCCUUUUUGCCCUUUUUCUUACACUUUUGUGUUUCUAGAUGUUCUGUACAGCAGAGGAUUAAGAGAUGAAAGCUUGCUUUUUCUUUCUAAAGUCUUUUGUUGCCCAUAAUUGAACCUUCUUAAUCUGUGUUUGUGGUUUGUUUUGCUUUAUGGCAUUUUAGCUUUUCAUUUGCCUUGAUGGGGACAACCUGCAUCCUUACCUAACCAAGAUUUGCCUUGGCUUUAGUUUGAAUUUUGACUGAGUAAGUAGUACAAGAAUUAAAUUUCUCUUUGUAGAUUAAAGCGAUAAAACUACGUAAUAUCUCAAGUGUGAGCUAGGUAACUUUCUUAAAGUGACAGGUCACUUUAAAAGUCACUUUAAAGAGGAGGGGGGCCUUUGCCUCUCAGUCACCAGUAUUUCACUUCCUGUAUACUCCAGGAAGAAAUGAUCAUCAUUUCACUCCUAACUAUAUAUAAAACUUGUGAAUCUUAGGUGGCAGGAAGGAGAAGGAAUGUCGUUGUGGGAAAAAAGUUCAUAUUCAUUUAAAAAAGCAAAAUACCCAUGGCAACUUCUUCAACUUAAUGGACAGGUCAUGAACCAUGCAUGCAUAAACACUGGGCUUUAUUCUUUUGCUUCCUCUUCAAUUUUCUUUUUCCUCUGUCCUUUUUUUGAGAGAGGGGUUGGGGCUCCAGGUCAUAUAGAUCAGUAGUUAUGGUCUUGACCCUGAGGGGACUUGGCUUAUAGCAAGGCUUUGUUUGAUGUGUACUAUUGCCUGGCAAUGAUACCAAUUUUGAGGAUCAGUGAAAUUUUACAGCAUUUCGUGGUAUUGCAUUUCUUGGCUGUUUCUAGGUGGUUUUCAAGCAAAAGCUUUCUGCUGUGCAUUUCUUGUAAAGUUUUGGUGUUCUUGAUAUGCAAAGUGUAGGAAAAAGUGAAGUUGACUACAUAAAAUGCUACCAAAUGCGUAUGGAGAAGCAAAAUAAGAAUCUUGCUCUUGUUUUAACAUCUUUUUCGGCUCUGGUAACUCCAGGUGUCACAAGAAUUCUAGACAAGCUGGGAGCCACAUGGCUUUUUCAUUUUCGUUUAUUGCAUUUUUUGAGUUGUAGAGCUGAAGUUUGAGAUAAGUGCUUAUCCUGGUACAGAAUUAAGUAUACCAUAGCUCCAGGCUAAGACAUUCCCAGUGUAAAUGGGAACAGUUGACCUCAUGCUUUGACCUCCACAGGUCCUAAGUGGAUUUAUUCAUGUGUUUAAAGUCAGCAUAUGCUUCUGUACGUUGCUAAGCCACAGCCUUGGUGACAAACAGCUCAAGAUUAACUGUAUAACAAGGGUGAUUAAGUUGAGGGUGAAUAGUAUCAUUUCACUCAGGAUAUCCAAAGUGUUACUAUGCAAGGUGCUGGCAUGACGUGAAAAUAACUGGAAAGGAUGAGUCUGAGGUCUCUGCAAUACUUAACACUGUAUUUCCCAAUAAUGUAUUAUGCUUUGAUAUUCCAGGUAGAGUAAAACAUUUUUUUCUAGCAUUCAACUGUGAUAGUUACUUCUGUGGUGGUUUUUUUCCUUUAUUUUUUCUGUGUGUGCACAAAAUUAAGUUGGUGCAAUUAAGAAGUCUAUGAUGUACAGAUUUAUUAUAUCACUAAAAAGCCUGAGAAGAGGAUUUUUUUAAAGAAAUAACUACUGCUGUACAUACAAUAAAAGCCAAUUGUCUCUG
Messenger RNA from Cuculus canorus (common cuckoo), 6988 nucleotides. It is a transcript of the gene C2CD2, whose product is annotated as C2 calcium dependent domain containing 2. The record is from RefSeq and is a predicted model, not a curated record. Bases 66 to 2156 code for a protein of 696 amino acids. The transcript is spliced from 14 exons. Lineage: Eukaryota; Metazoa; Chordata; Aves; Cuculiformes; Cuculidae.